Condylura cristata (star-nosed mole) is the source of this 1770-nucleotide messenger RNA. It is a transcript of the gene SLC38A7, whose product is annotated as solute carrier family 38, member 7. Gene Ontology annotation, biological process: amino acid transmembrane transport. The transcript is spliced from 12 exons. Bases 294 to 1685 code for a protein of 463 amino acids. Lineage: Eukaryota; Metazoa; Chordata; Mammalia; Eulipotyphla; Talpidae. The record is from RefSeq and is a predicted model, not a curated record. Gene Ontology annotation, molecular function: L-glutamate transmembrane transporter activity; L-alanine transmembrane transporter activity; L-leucine transmembrane transporter activity.
GCCGGCUGGGGAAUGAAACAUCGUAGAUUUUGUGGAACAUCUUGAGAAAGAAGAGGUCAGAUUGGGGUCAGAGAGGGAAGUGAGGAGAAUCCAGAUCCCACAUCUCUGGGAGAAGAAACUGCAAGGAAGAGCCACCCAGCCCCAUAGCAUAGCCUGUCAGGUGGAGAAGAGCAGGAGUCCACAGGUCUCCUAGAAUAACAGCCCUGAACAAGCUGGUGCCACCCUCAGCUGUGCAGGGGAUGUGGUCGUGACCCAGAGCCGGCUGACCCUACAGCAAGAGGGCUCCCAGAGCCAUGGCCCAGAUCAGCAUCAACAGUGACUAUGGCGAGUGGGGCUCAAGCUCAGACGCUGGGGAGCGGGCACGUCUGCUGCAGAGCCCCUGUGUGGACACAGCCCCCAAGAAUGAGGAGCCAGCCUCUCCUGGGGGUCCGGCCAGAGGAACCACUUCCACACUUGGGGCCAUCUUCAUUGUCGUCAAUGCCUGCCUGGGUGCAGGGCUGCUCAACUUCCCAGCAGCUUUCAGCACCGCAGGGGGUGUGGCAGCCGGCAUCACGCUGCAGAUGGGAAUGCUGGUGUUCAUCAUCAGCGGCCUGGUCAUCCUGGCCUACUGCUCCCAGGCCAGCAAUGAAAGGACCUACCAGGAGGUGGUGUGGGCUGUGAGCGGCAAGCUGACGGGCGUGCUGUGUGAGGUGGCCAUUGCCAUCUAUACCUUCGGCACCUGCAUCGCCUUCCUCAUCAUCAUCGGAGACCAGCAGGACAAGAUUAUAGCUGUGAUGACAAAGGAGCCUGAGGGCACCAGCAGCGGCCCCUGGUACACCGACCGGAAGUUCACCAUCAGCCUCACUGCCUUCCUCUUCAUCCUGCCUCUCUCCAUCCCCAGGGAGAUUGGCUUCCAGAAAUAUGCCAGCUUCCUGAGCGUCGUGGGCACCUGGUACGUCACUGCCAUCGUCAUCAUCAAAUACAUCUGGCCAGACAAAGAGAUGACCCCUGGGGACAUCCUGACCAGGCCGACUUCCUGGGUUGCCGUGUUCAAUGCCAUGCCCACCAUCUGCUUUGGAUUUCAGUGCCACGUGAGCAGUGUGCCUGUCUUCAACAGCAUGCGGCACCCUGAGGUGAAGACGUGGGGCUGGGUGGUCACAGCCGCCAUGGUCAUAGCCCUUGCUGUCUACCUGGGCACAGGCAUCUGUGGCUUCCUGACCUUCGGAGCCGCUGUGGACCCCGACGUGCUCCUGUCAUACCCCUCGGAGGACAUAGCUGUGGCUGUUGCCCGAGCCUUCAUCAUCCUGAGCGUGCUCACCUCCUACCCCAUCCUGCACUUCUGCGGGCGGGCGGUGGUGGAAGGCCUGUGGCUGCGCUACCAGGGGAUGCCGGUGGAGGAGGACGUGGGGCGGGAGCAGCGGCGGCGCGUGCUGCAGACGCUGGCCUGGUUCCUGCUCACCCUGCUGCUGGCGCUCUUCAUCCCUGACAUCGGCAAGGUCAUCUCAGUCAUCGGAGGCCUGGCCGCCUGCUUCAUCUUCGUCUUCCCAGGGCUGUGCCUCAUUCAAGCCAAACUCUCUGAGAUGGAGGAAGUCAAACCAGCCAGCUGGUGGGCACUAGUCAGUUACGGAGUCCUAUUGGUCACCCUGGGAGCCUUCAUCUUCGGCCAGACCACGGCCAAUGCCAUCUUUGUGGAUCUGUUGGCAUAACCAUCGGUUCUCAGGGAACACACACCUUGGCCAUCAACUGCAGGAACUUGUCACAUAGAACUGUGGGGCCAUCUGAAGUCUGGCA